Molecule: messenger RNA, 357 nt
Organism: Penicillium canescens
Lineage: Eukaryota; Fungi; Ascomycota; Eurotiomycetes; Eurotiales; Aspergillaceae
Product: rhodopsin family protein
Exons: 7
Coding region: 1-357 (118 amino acids)
Source: RefSeq, a predicted model, not a curated record
AUGGCUUUCUGUAUCACUUUCGGAACUCAUGAGUUCUCGUCUCAGCUUGAAGGCUAUGAGCAUGUUCGCGCAUACUGCUACAACUGCCAACACUGGAAUGGGCACUGCAUUACUCGAUGGCCGUUUUUCACUGUCUGCUUCAUUCCCCUGAUUCCCCUUGCGACGCACAAGUACAAGGAAGUGCAAUGCUACACAUGCCGAUACACUCAAGACCUACGUGACCGGCCAGAUAUCACGCCGGAGACUCGACCCCCUGCAGGUGGGCAGUACGGGAUCCAACCACCUCCGGGGGCUCAGAUCUGGCAGCAGCCUCCUGGUCCUCCCCCUCAGGCACAGGGCGGUCUAGGAUACAAGUGA